UGGCGGCCAUGAUGGCGGCGGCGCCUCCGACCGCGGCCUCUCCCGGCGGUCCCGGAGCCCCCCCGGGAGCCGCGCCCGGCCCGGUGGGACCCGCGGGGGCCGCAGGGGGGGCCGCGGGAGCAGCGGGAGGAGCAGCGGGAGGAGCGGGAGCGAAGAGCGGCGAGGAGAGGAUGAAGGAGAUGGAGGCCGAGAUGGCGCUGUUCGAGCAGGAGGUUUUGGGGGCUCCAGGCCCCGCCCCCGGGGACCCCCUGGCCCCGCCCCCCGUGCUGCGGCCAAUCAUCGCCACCAACACCUACCAGCAGGUCCAGCAGUCCCUCGAGGCUCGCGCGGCCGCCGCCGCCACCGGCACCGUCCCCACCCUGGGGACCCCCCCGGGACCUUUUGUGGGGCCAGGUCAGUGUCACAAAACUGUCCCCAAAGUGUCCCCAAAGUGUCCCCAACCCCACCUGGGGACCCCCCCGGGACCCUUCGUGGGGCCAGGUCAGUGUCACAAAACUGUCCUCAGUGUCCCCAAAGUGUCCCCAAUGUCACCAAAGUGUCCCCAAAGUGUCCCCAACGACCCCCCCAGGGCCAGGUCAGUGUCACCAAUGUCAUCAAAGUGUCAGCAAAGUGUCCCCAAAGUGUCCCCAAUGACCCCCCCAGGGCCAGGGCAGUGUCACCAAAGUGUCCCCAAAGUGUCCCCAGUGUCCCCAAUGUCCCCAAAGUGUCCCCAAAGUGUCCCCAACGACCCCCCCAGGACCAGGUCAGUGUCACCAGUGUCCCCAAUGUCACCAAAGUGUCCCCAAUGACCCCCCCAGGGCCAGGUCAGUGUCCCCAAUGUCACCAAAGUGUCCCCAAAGUGUCCCCAAUGACCCCCCCAGGGCCAGGGCAGUGUCCCCAAUGUCCCCAAAGUGUCCCCAAUGUCCCCAAAGUGUCCCCAAUGUCACCAAAGUGUCCCCAAUGACCCCCCCAGGGCCAGGUCAGUGUCCCCAAUGUCACCAAAGUGUCCCCAAUGACCCCCCCAGGGCCAGGUCAGUGUCCCCAAUGUCACCAAAGUGUCCCCAAUGUCACCAAAGUGUCCCCAAUGACCCCCCCAGGGCCAGGUCAGUGUCCCCAAUGUCACCAAAGUGUCCCCAAUGACCCCCCCAGGGCCAGGUCAGUGUCCCCAAUGUCCCCAAAGUGUCCCCAAUGUCACCAAAGUGUCCCCAAAGUGUCCCCAAUGACCCCCCCAGGGCCAGGUCAGUGUCCCCAAUGUCCCCAAAGUGUCACCAAUGACCCCCCCAGGGCCAGGUCAGUGUCCCCAAUGUCACCAAAGUGUCACCAAAGUGUCCCCAAUGACCCCCCCAGGGCCAGGUCAGUGUCCCCAAUGUCACCAAAGUGUCCCCAAAGUGUCCCCAAUGACCCCCCCAGGGCCAGGUCAGUGUCCCCAAUGUCACCAAAGUGUCCCCAAAGUGUCCCCAAUGACCCCCCCAGGGCCAGGUCAGUGUCCCCAAUGUCACCAAAGUGUCCCCAAAGUGUCCCCAAUGACCCCCCCAGGGCCAGGUCAGUGUCCCCAAUGUCACCAAAGUGUCACCAAAGUGUCCCCAAUGACCCCCCCAGGGCCAGGUCAGUGUCCCCAAUGUCACCAAAGUGUCCCCAAAGUGUCCCCAAUGACCCCCCCAGGGCCAGGUCAGUGUCACCAAUGUCACCAAAGUGUCCCCAAUGUCCCCAAUGUCCCCACAUGUGGUGUCCCCGCAGUGUCCCCAAAUGUCCCCAAAUGUCCCCUGGGUGUCCCCAACUGUCCCUGGGUGUCCCCUCAGCGUCCCCUGGAUGUCCCCAAAUGUCCCCUGGAUGUCCCCAAAUGUCCCCUGGGUGUCCCCAACUGUCCCUGGGUGUCCCCUCAGCGUCCCCUGGAUGUCCCCAAAUGUCCCCUGGAUGUCCCCAAAUGUCCCCUGGGUGUCCCAAGAUGUCCCCAAAUAUCCCCUGGGUGUCCCUGGAUGUCCCUGGGUGUCCCUGGGUGUCCCCAAGUGUCCCCUGGGUGUCCCCAAAUGUCCUUGGGUGUUCCUAGGGUGUCCCCAAGGGUCCUUUGGGUGUCAUCACUGUCCCCAAGAGUCCCCAAGUGUCCCCUGGGUGUCCCCAGGUGUCUCCAGGGUGUCUCCCUGUCCCCUGGGUGUCCCCAGGGUGUCCCCUGGGUGUCCCCAAAUGCCCCCUGGGUGCUCCCAAGUGUCCCCAAAUGUCCCCAGGGUGUCCCUUGGGUGUCCCCAAGUGUCCCCAAAUGUCCCCAAACAUCCCCAGGGUGUCCCCAAAUGUCCCCAAACAUCCCCUGGGUGUCCCAGGGUGUCCCCUGGAUGUCUCUAAAUGUCCCCAAGUGUCCCCAAAUGUCCCCAAACAUCCCUAGGGUGUCCCCAAAUGUCCCCUGGGUGUCCCCUGGGUGUCCCCAAAUGUCCCCUGGGUGUCCCCAAAUGUCCCCUGGG
This is a messenger RNA of Myiozetetes cayanensis, 2432 nucleotides long. Its product is annotated as DNA-directed RNA polymerase II subunit RPB1-like. Bases 992 to 2026 code for a protein of 344 amino acids. The record is from RefSeq and is a predicted model, not a curated record. Lineage: Eukaryota; Metazoa; Chordata; Aves; Passeriformes; Tyrannidae. The transcript is spliced from 6 exons.